AUGACACGAUCUGUCCGGGGAGUUACCACUUCUGUACGUCUUGCGAAAGAAUUGCUAUCUAUUGCAUUGGCUUCUGCUUCAGCUGCCACGUUUUUUCUUCCAUUGAAUUUGCGACGUGCUAAGACUUAUACUCUAUUUGAGAAAAAAUUUCGGUGGACCUGCUUUAUUUUGACGUCGAUUACUGUAGUUAUAGUGCAUAUCUUUAUUCACAUAACGAUAUCGAGUCGUCAUCGUCAGACACAGGAAAUCAUGUUGAUCAUAUUCCGCUUGGUGUCUGACACUAUCCUCUUUACUUUUGGUUGUGGAGUUUUAAUGACACCAAUUUGUAGAUUUGCGCAGUGUUUUCCGAGCUUAAAAGGGUUCUAUAAGACUCAUUUUUUUGUUCUUGAUAAUGUACUGCGGCGAAAAUUACCUUUUCUAAUUACAAUAAUUACUAUUGUGCUUAUUAUGCUCAUGUCGUUUACACCAACUUAUCUUCCAGGGGAUACAAAACGUCUCCUGGAAGUUGGUAUGUUGGGGGAUAUAAUAGAUUUUUGUGGUCUUGAGGGUAUGGUACUUUCCCCGAAAGCAGCAAGAGGAUGGGUAUUAACAGAAUACACCCCUAAAAGAAUAUUAAGUAUGUUUCCCGGGGCUGAUAACUGUGGAACAAACAAGAUUUCUUUUCUUGAUGAAGAAGAAGGUAUUCUAAUCGUAUCCCCUACAUGCCCUGGUAAUGGUGAGCGGCCUAUUGUUUAUCUUGAACGUCCAGAGCGAAGUGAGCUCAGUGGUGGUCCAGAAGUUCUUCCCAAGGUACUUGAAAAUAGUAACAAAUGGCAUCAAAUGCUAGAAAAACGUUACGGUACCAACGAGAAAGUUCAUAACUCUAUGGGUGUUCAGGUUAACCGCGACACCACAGGUAUUAUUCUUUCUGUUGAACUACUUCCAUCACGUUUAAAUAUGGUUUUAAGGGAGCCAAGAAGCAUAGAGGAACGAAAUAUUCGUGAAAGUUGGACGUUAAAAUCAGUAUGGGAAGUUCCCUUAAAUGAAAGUGUCGCUUACACAGUGUACUGUCCUUCCCUAGACUAUGAGGAAUACCACAUGUUUCCACCACUUAGACGAAAUGUUAAGUCUAAAGGAAAUGCAAGAACACUUGGUGAUGGUUAUGAUGGUACCCGAAAGCCUCCGGCUAACGUUCUUAUGUUGGUACUUGAUGCGGUAAGCCGUCAGGAGGUACUUCGUUCCUUACCAAAGUUCAGCAAUUGGCUUUACCAGUUCCGUAAAAAUGCCUCAAGUGAACAUAUUUUCAUAGAGGCGCAGGGAGCCACAACAUUAGGUCACAGUACAGAGGCAAAUCUUGUACCACUUUUUACAGGUUUUUUUUCAGAACUUGAACCAGAACGAGGAAAAAAAGAUCGAUUGAAUACUAGUCUAUUUCGAUUGGCAAAAAAAUCAUAUGGUGAUUUUUUUACUACUUCCUAUACAACGGGAGGUUGCUUAGACUUAAUCAAUGAAAUAAUGGAAGAUCAGAUAUUUGGUGCCGGUUUUGGAGAAUCCUACGGAGAAGAUCUUGAUCACUAUACUUUUGGUCCUUUCUGCCAUACUCAAUAUUCUGCCCUUGAAGGUAAUUUUCAAGGGGCUAACAGCAUAUUGAAACGUUGCAUAGGACAGCGACAUGUCCAUGAAUAUGUUUUGAAUUAUACACGUUCACUUGUGAAUAUGCAGAUGCGAAAUCGAAAACAGUGGAAAAAAAGUAACUAUUCCAUGGACGAUUUUCAACAUUCAGAUGGUGAGACUUCUUCCUUUUUUCAUGUAUCGCAUCUUGUUGAAGGUCAUGAAGGGACUCAUGGGGUUUUGUACCUUAUUGAUGACGCCCUCACUGCAUUUCUUGAAGACCUACGAAUAAAAUUACGUUUUUUUGACGAUCCAUCAAAUGUACUUAUACUACUUUCUGAUCAUGGCAAUCAUAUGGGACACUAUUACGAAUUAACUGCUCCAGGAAAACUGGAGCGGGCUUUGCCAUUUGUUGGAAUGAUUCUUCACCCUGAGGUCUUUUCUCGCAUUGAUCAGCUCAAAGGUCGCCAAGGAGGAUUAUCUAGGAAAAAUAUGAUGCAACGGACGCGUCGUAUAUCCACUCAUUUGGAUCUUUACAUGACCAUUGCCGAUUUAUUGGGUGUGGAGGGAAUGCCUCAUCACACGACAAAAGAAUCUCUGGUUCCACCAUCCUCUUUUUUUGAAGCACGUACGAAUAGUUUUAACAUAACAAAAUGUGAAGAUAUUUCCGCGCUUCCAAGUAAAGAAUCAGGUUGUUAUCUUGCAUGGUGUGAAACACAAUAA
Messenger RNA from Trypanosoma theileri, 2313 nucleotides. RefSeq lists its product as uncharacterized. The transcript has a single exon. Bases 1 to 2313 code for a protein of 770 amino acids. NCBI's taxonomy places the organism in Eukaryota, Euglenozoa, Kinetoplastea, Trypanosomatida, Trypanosomatidae. The record is from RefSeq and is a predicted model, not a curated record.